UAUACUUUUGACAUCAAUUUGACAAAAGCUGUAUCCCAUCUAGGCAUGACCUUGUUUAACUGGCUAGCUAGCUAGUUGUCCUGAAUGUUUUAACCGUUUUAUAAUUUUAGCAGCCCGGUUUAACCAGAAUCUUUGGUCCCGGAAUAAAACAGUAGCGCCGAUGACCGACUGCGAGGGACUACAAGACGUUUCAUGUAGUUUUUACUCUUGAAGAAUAUGGAGGUAGUGGACAGUCCUCUAAACCUCGUAAGUUUCUGUUUACGUUGCAAUAUCUAGGAGGCCGACAGGCUGGCUAACUAACACCCCGAGAAAGCGAGCCAACGUUAGCCCUUGGUUUUAUUUCCAAACAAAGCUAGGGGGUGAUUGGCCUCUGGGUUUAUAUCACACUUAUCUCUGUGGCCUUCUAGAUAGUCCAACACAAAGUGCCAAGGUUUGUUAGCUAGCCAGAUAUGUUGUGGUUUUGGCUGUAUAUUAACGUAGCUAACUGGCUAACGUUAGUCAAUUUAGCUAGCUAAGAUUGUAGCCAGUCAACUAGCUAGGGAACGGUAAUGUUAAUUAAAGACAAGGAGCCAAAUAAGCUUCCAGCUGACAUGAGAGCUCACCUAGCUAAAGGCUUUAUUCUCGAGUAGGUCAAAACAUGUAUCUAGCUAGCUAGCUAACGUUAUAUCUAUAUAUAACAAACAGUAGGCAGCUAGCUAGCUAACUAAAGAAGUAAACAUAUUGCGAAAGAGGAACCAGACGAGAAAAGCUUAAGCCAAAGAUACUUCUCCUUUCAUCCGUCCUUUAACUUUUAUUAGCUAGUUAGCCAUCGUUAGACUCAUAGCUAAGAAUAUAAUAAUCAAUCCUUUAAAUGACAGCACUUUACCAACAUCAAGGUAUUUUGUUCCAUUCUGACACGAAGUAAACAUUUUCUUGCACAUUAUAUGUAUACCUAUUUUCCAAUUGUGCAGACAUUAAAUUAGGACUGAUGGGACUUCUAAGACAGGAGACCCCUUCUGAUAAGGUUUAGAGAGCCUCUCUUGCCAGCACUUCUCUGGUGUAGAAGUACUUUACAGUCUGAUCUGGCAGGGCAGGAUUUGUGCAUUUGUAGGUAAGAUAAGGCAAAUAUGUUGUUAUGAGAUCUCUCUCCCCUCCACUCCCCAUCUCCUCUCAGGCCCAUCAGCAGUCCAGGAAGGCAGACCGUUUGUUGGCAGCUGGUAAAUAUGAAGAAGCUAUUUCCUGCCAUGGGAAAGCUACAGGUGUGUCUUCAGUCUACUGAACUUGUUUUAUUUCACCAUUCUGUGAAUAAUAAUACAUAUUAGAGAUUGACACAUUCUGAAUUUGGAUUGUCUUUCCAUGAUGUAAUUGGACAUUCUGAGUUACAUUUUGAGACUAUUAAUGACUGUCAGACUGAAACAACUGACAUACAACCCACUUCCUCAAGAUGUCAGACCGGUAACAGAUUAUGAUCCGGGAUUAAACCCAUUUGCGCCAUCGUCACCAGGAGAAUAAUAACACAACUAUUUCCUGCUCUGUAUACUGUAGCGAUCUGUAGCGUUCUGGAGCAUUCUGUAGCGAUCUGUAGCGUUCUGUAGCGAUCUGGAGCAUUCUGUAGCGAUCUGGAGCAUUCUGUAGCGAUCUGGAGCAUUCUGUAGCGAUCUGGAGCAUUCUGUAGCGAUCUGGAGCAUUCUGUAGCGAUCUGGAGCAUUCUGUAGUGUGGAGUAGUGUUCUGUAGUGUGGAGUAUUUAGUAGUGUUCUGUAGUGUGGAGUAGUGUUCUGUAGUGUGGAGUAUUUAGUAGUGUUCUGUAGUGUGGAGUAGUGUUCUGUAGUGUGGAGUAGAGUUCUGUAGUGUGGAGUAGAGUUCUGUAGUGUGGAGUGUUUAUUAGUGUUCUGUAGUGUUUAGGAGUGUUCUGGAGUGUUCUGUAGUGUUCUGGAGUGUUUAGUAGCGUUCUGUAGUGGGAGUGUUUAGUAGUCUGGAGUAUUUAGUGGUGUGGAGUGUUCUGGAGUGUUUUCUGUAGUGUGGAGUGUUUAGUAGUAUUCUGUAGCGUUCUGUAGUAGUGUGUAGCGUUCUGUAGUAGUGUGGAGCGUUCUGUAGUGUUUAGUAGCGUUCUGUAGUAGUGUGGAGCGUUCUGUAGUAGUGUGGAGCGUUCUGUAGUAGUGUGGAGCGUUCUGUAGUAGUGUGGAGCGUUCUGUAGUAGUGUGGAGCGUUCUGUAGUAGUGUGGAGCGUUCUGUAGUGUUUAGUAGCGUUCUGUAGUGUUUAGUAGCGUUCUGUAGUAGUGUGGAGCGUUCUGUAGUAGUGUGGAGCGUUCUGUAGUAGUGUGGAGCGUUCUGUAGUGUUUAGUAGCGUUCUGUAGUAGUGUGGAGCGUUCUGUAGUAGUGUGGAGCGUUCUGUAGUAGUGUGGAGCGUUCUGUAGUGUUUAGUAGCGUUCUGUAGUAGUGUGGAGCGUUCUGUAGUAGUGUGGAGCGUUCUGUAGUAGUGUGGAGCGUUCUGUAGUAGUGUGGAGCGUUCUGUAGUAGUGUGGAGCGUUCUGUAGUGUUUAGUAGCGUUCUGUAGUGUUUAGUAGCGUUCUGAAGUGUUCUGUAGUAGUUUUCUGGAGCGUUCUGUAGUAGUGUUCUGGAGCGUUCUGGAGUGGGGAGCGUUCUGGAGCGUUGGGGAGCGUUCUGGAGCGUUCUGUAUAGUUUAGGAGCGUUUAGUAGCGUUCUGGAGGGUUUAGUAGCGUCCUGGUGGGUUUAGGAGCGUCCUGGUGGGUUUAGGAGCGUCCUGGAGGGUUUAGGAGCGUCCUGGUGGGUUUAGGAGCGUCCUGGUGGGUUUAGGAGCGUCCUGGUGGGUUUAGGAGCGUCCUGGUGGGGUUUAGGAGCGUCCUGGUGGGGUUUAGGAGCGUCCUGGUGGGUUUAGGAGCGUCCUGGUGGGGUUUAGGAGCGUCCUGGAGGGGUUUAGGAGCGUCCUGGAGGGGUUUAGGAGCAUCCUGGAGGGGCUUAGGAGCGUCCUGGAGGGGUUUAGGAGCGUCCUGGUGGGGUUUAGGAGCGUCCUGGAGGGGUUUAGGAGCGUCCUGGUGGGUUUAGUAGCGUUCUGGAGGGUUUAGGAGCGUCCUGGAGGGUUUAGGAGCGUCCUGGAGGGUUUAGGAGCGUCCUGGUGGGUUUAGGAGCGUCCUGGUGGGUUUAGGAGCAUCCUGGUGGGUUUAGGAGCAUUCUGUAGUGUUGUGGAGUAUUCAGGGUUCUCACCAUGUGUGCCAGUUCCAUCUCCAGGGACAUCAGGGCAAAAAUAAACAUGUCCAUUGUGUUACAAAAGUUAUACCAGCUAACAACCCCAAUGUCUGACAGACUAUAUACAGGGCCGGCGUCUGACAGACUAUAUACAGGGCCGGCGUCUGACAGACUAUAUACAGGGCCGGCGUCUGACAGACUAUAUACAGGGCCAGACUAUAUACAGGGCCAGACUAUAUACAGGGCCAGACUAUAUACAGGGCCGGCGUCUGACAGACUAUAUACAGGGCCGGCGUCUGACAGACUAUAUACAGGGCCAGACUAUAUACAGGGCCAGACUAUAUACAGGGCCAGACUAUAUACAGGGCCAGACUAUAUACAGGGCCGGCGUCUGACAGACUAUAUACAGGGCCGGCGUCUGACAGACUAUAUACAGGGCCGGCGUCUGACAGACUAUAUACAGGGCCGGCGUCUGACAGACUAUAUACAGGGCCGGCGUCUGACAGACUAUAUACAGGGCCAGACUAUAUACAGGGCCGGCGUCUGACAGACUAUAUACAGGGCCGGCGUCUGACAGACUAUAUACAGGGCCAGACUAUAUACAGGGCCGGCGUCUGACAGACUAUAUACAGGGCCGGCGUCUGACAGACUAUAUACAGGGCCGGCGUCUGACAGACUAUAUACAGGGCCGGCGUCUGACAGACUAUAUAUAGGGCCGGCGUCUGACAGACUAUAUACAGGGCCGGCGUCUGACAGACUAUAUACAGGGCCAGACUAUAUAUAGGGCCGGCGUCUGACAGACUAUAUACAGGGCCGGCGUCUGACAGACUAUAUACAGGGCCAGACUAUAUACAGGGCCGGCGUCUGACAGACUAUAUACAGGGCCGGCAUCUGACAGACUAUAUACAGGGCCGGCGUCUGACAGACUAUAUACAGGGCCGGCGUCUGACAGACUAUAUACAGGGCCAGACUAUAUACAGGGCAGGCGUCUGACAGACUAUAUACAGGGCCGGCGUCUGACAGACUAUAUACAGGGCCAGACUAUAUACAGGGCCGGCGUCUGACAGACUAUAUAUAGGGCCGGUGUCUGACAGACUAUACACAGGGCCAGACUAUAUACAGGGCCGGCGUCUGACAGACUAUAUACAGGGCCAGACUAUAUACAGGGCCGGCGUCUGACAGACUAUAUACAGGGCUGGCGUCUGACAGACUAUAUACAGGGCCGGCGUCUGACAGACUAUAUACAGGGCCGGCAUCUGACAGACUACAUACAGGGCCGGCGUCUGACAGACUAUAUACAGGGCCGGCGUCUGACAGACUAUAUACAGGGCCAGACUAUAUACAGGGCAGGCGUCUGACAGACUAUAUACAGGGCCGGCAUCUGACAGACUAUAUACAGGGCCAGACUAUAUACAGGGCCGGCAUCUGACAGACUAUAUACAGGGCCGGCGUCUGACAGACUAUAUAUAGGGCCGGCAUCUGACAGACUAUAUAUAGGGCCGGCGUCUGACAGACUAUAUACAGGGCCGGCAUCUGACAGACUAUAUACAGGGCCAGACUAUAUACAGGGCCGGCAUCUGACAGACUAUAUACAGGGCCGGCGUCUGACAGACUAUAUAUAGGGCCGGCGUCUGACAGACUAUAUACAGGGCCGGCGUCUGACAGACUAUAUACAGGGCCAGACUAUAUACAGGGCCAGACUAUAUACAGGGCCGGCGUCUGACAGACUAUAUACAGGGCCGGCAUCUGACAGACUAUAUACAGGGCCGGCGUCUGACAGACUAUAUACAGGGCCGGCGUCUGACAGACUAUAUACAGGGCCGGCGUCUGACAGACUAUAUACAGGGCCGGCGUCUGACAGACUAUAUAUAUAGGGCCGGCAUCUGACAGACUAUAUAUAGGGCCAGACUAUAUAUAGGGCCGGCGUCUGACAGACUAUAUACAGGGCCGGCAUCUGACAGACUAUAUACAGGGCCGGCGUCUGACAGACUAUAUAUAGGGCCGGCGUCUGACAGACUAUAUACAGGGCCGGCGUCUGACAGACUAUAUACAGGGCCGGCGUCUGACAGACUAUAUAUAGGGCCGGCAUCUGACAGACUAUAUAUAGGGCCAGACUAUAUAUAGGGCCGGCGUCUGACAGACUAUAUACAGGGCCGGCAUCUGACAGACUAUAUACAGGGCCAGACUAUAUACAGGGCCGGCAUCUGACAGACUAUAUACAGGGCCGGCGUCUGACAGACUAUAUAUAGGGCCGGCGUCUGACAGACUAUAUACAGGGCCGGCGUCUGACAGACUAUAUACAGGGCCAGACUAUAUACAGGGCCAGACUAUAUACAGGGCCAGACUAUAUACAGGGCCGGCGUCUGACAGACUAUAUACAGGGCCGGCGUCUGACAGACUAUAUACAGGGCCGGCGUCUGACAGACUAUAUACAGGGCCGGCGUCUGACAGACUAUAUACAGGGCCGGCGUCUGACAGACUAUAUACAGGGCCAGACUAUAUACAGGGCCAGACUAUAUACAGGGCCAGACUAUAUAUAGGGCCGGCGUCUGACAGACUAUAUACAGGGCCGGCGUCUGACAGACUAUAUACAGGGCCAGACUAUAUAUAGGGCCGGCGUCUGACAGACUAUAUACAGGGCCGGCGUCUGACAGACUAUAUACAGGGCCAGACUAUAUACAGGGCCAGACUAUAUACAGGGCCAGACUAUAUACAGGGCCGGCGUCUGACAGACUAUAUACAGGGCCGGCGUCUGACAGACUAUAUACAGGGCCGGCGUCUGACAGACUAUAUACAGGGCCGGCGUCUGACAGACUAUAUACAGGGCCGGCGUCUGACAGACUAUAUACAGGGCCGGCGUCUGACAGACUAUAUACAGGGCCGGCGUCUGACAGACUAUAUAUAUAGGGCCGGCAUCUGACAGACUAUAUAUAGGGCCAGACUAUAUAUAGGGCCGGCGUCUGACAGACUAUAUACAGGGCCGGCAUCUGACAGACUGACAGACUAUAUACAGGGCCAGACUAUAUACAGGGCCGGCAUCUGACAGACUAUAUAUAGGGCCAGACUAUAUAUAGGGCCGGCGUCUGACAGACUAUAUACAGGGCCGGCAUCUGACAGACUGACAGACUAUAUACAGGGCCGGCAUCUGACAGACUAUAUACAGGGCCGGCAUCUGACAGACUAUAUACAGGGCCGGCGUCUGACAGACUAUAUAUAGGGCCGGCAUCUGACAGACUAUAUACAGGGCCGGCGUCUGACAGACUAUAUACAGGGCCGGCAUCUGACAGACUAUAUACAGGGCCAGACUAUAUACAGGGCCAGACUAUAUAUAGGGCCGGCGUCUGACAGACUAUAUACAGGGCCGGCAUCUGACAGACUAUAUACAGGGCCGGCAUCUGACAGACUAUAUACAGGGCCGGCAUCUGACAGACUAUAUACAGGGCCGGCAUCUGACAGACUAUAUACAGGGCCGGCAUCUGACAGACUAUAUACAGGGCCGGCGUCUGACAGACUAUAUACAGGGCCGGCGUCUGACAGACUAUAUACAGGGCCGGCGUCUGACAGACUAUAUACAGGGCCGGCGUCUGACAGACUAUAUACAGGGCCAGACUAUAUACAGGGCCAGACUAUAUACAGGGCCAGACUAUAUACAGGGCCAGACUAUAUACAGGGCCAGACUAUAUACAGGGCCGGCAUCUGACAGACUAUAUACAGGGCCGGCAUCUGACAGACUAUAUACAGGGCCGGCGUCUGACAGACUAUAUACAGGGCCGGCGUCUGACAGACUAUAUACAGGGCCAGACUAUAUACAGGGCCGGCGUCUGACAGACUAUAUACAGGGCCGGCGUCUGACAGACUAUAUAUAGGGCCGGCGUCUGACAGACUAUAUACAGGGCCGGCGUCUGACAGACUAUAUACAGGGCCAGACUAUAUAUAGGGCCGGCGUCUGACAGACUAUAUACAGGGCCGGACUAUAUACAGGGCCGGCGUCUGACAGACUAUAUACAGGGCCGGCGUCUGACAGACUAUAUACAGGGCCGGCGUCUGACAGACUAUAUACAGGGCCGGCGUCUGACAGACUAUAUACAGGGCCAGACUAUAUACAGGGCCAGACUAUAUACAGGGCCAGACUAUAUACAGGGCCAGACUAUAUACAGGGCCAGCGUCUGACAGACUAUAUACAGUUGAAGUCGGAAGUUUACAUACACCUUAGCCAAAUACAUUUAAACUCAGUUUUUCACAAUUCCUGACAUUUAAUCCUAGGAAAAAUUUGCUGUUUUAGGUCAGUUAGGAUCACCACUUUAUUUUAAGAAUGUGAAAUAUCAGAAUAAUAGUAGAGAGAAUUAUUUAUUUAAGCUUUUAUUUCUUUCAUCACAUUUCCAGUGGGUCAGAAGUUUACAUACACUCAAUUAGUAUUUGGUAGCAUUGCCUUUAAAUUGGGUCAAACGUUUCGGGUAGCCUUCCACAAGCUUCCCACAAUAAGUUGGGUGAAUUUUGGCCCAUUCCUCCUGACAGAGCUGGUGUAACUGAGUCAGGUUUGUAGGCCUCCUUGCUCACACACGCUUUUUCAAUUCUGCCCACAAAGUUUCUAUAGGAUUGAGGUCAGGGCUUUGUGAUGGCCACUCCAAUACCUUGACUUUGUUGUCCUUAAGCCAUUUUGCCACAACUUUGGAAGUAUGCUUGGUGUCAUUGUCCAUUUGGAAGACCCAUUUGCGACCAAGCUUUAACUUCCUGACUGAUGUCUUGAUGUUGCUUCAAUAUAUCCACAUAAUUUUCCUUCCUCAUGAUGUCAUCUAUUUUGUGAAGUGCACCAGUUCCUCCUGCAGCAAAGCACCCCCACAGCAUGAUGCUGCCACCCCCGUGCUUCACGGUUGGGAUGGUGUUCUUCGGCUUGCAAUAUACCUCCUUUUUCAUCAGACCAGAGGACAUUUCUCCAAAAAGUACGAUCUUUGUCCCCAUGUGCAGUUGCAAACCGUAGUCUGGCUUUUUUUAUGGCGGUUUUGGAGCAGUGGCUUCUUCCUUGCUGAGCGGCCUUUCAGGUUAUGUCGAUAUAGGACUUGUUUUACUGUGGAUAUAGAUACUUUUGUACCUGUUUCCUCCAGCAUCUGCACAAAGUCCUUUGCUGUUGUUCUGGGAUUGAUUUGCACUUUUCGCACCAAAGUACGUUCAUCUCUAGGAGACAGAACGCGUCUCCUUCCUGAGCGGUAUGACGGCUGCGUGGUCCCAUGGUGUUUAUACUUGCGUACUAUUGUUUGUACAGAUGAACGUGGUACCUUCAGGUGUUUGGAAAUUGCUCCCAAGGAUGAACCAGACUUGUGGAGGUCUACAAGUUUGAAGGUAGGCCUUGAAAUACAUCCACAGGUACACCUCCAAUUGACUCCAAUGAUGUCAAUUAGCCUAUCAGAAGCUUCUAAAGCCAUGACAUAAUUUCCUGGAAUUUUCCAAGCUGUUUAAAGGAACAGUCAACCUAUUAUAUGUAAACUUCUGACCCACUGGAAUUGUGAUAAAGUGAAAUAAUCUGUCUGUAAACAAUUGUUGGAAAAAUUACUUGUCAUGCACGAAGUAGAUGUCCUAACCGACUUGCCAAAACUAUAGUUUGUUAACAAGGAAUUUGUGGAGUGGUUGAAAAUCGAGUUUUAAUGACUCCAAUCUAAGUGCAUGUAAACUUCCGACUUCAACUGUAUCCACACACACUACCGUUCAAAAGUUUGGGGUCACUUAUAAAUGUCCUUGUUUUCCAUGAAAACAUACAUGAAAUGAGUUUGAAUAGUAAAUAUAGCAAAAUGCAUAGGAAAUGUCAUUGACAAGGUUAGAAAUAAUGAUUUUUAAUUGAAAUAAUAAUUGUCCUUCAAACUUUGCUUUCAUCAAAGAAUCCUCCAUUUGCAGCAAUUACAGCCUUGCAGACCUUUGGCAUUCUAGUUGUCAAUUUGUUGAGGUAAUCUGAAGAGAUUUCACCCCAUGCUUCCUGAAGCACCUCACACAAGUUGGAUUGAUGGGCACUUCUUACGUACCAUACGGUCAAGCUGCUCCCACAACAGCUCAAUUGGGUUGAGAUCCGGUGACUGUGCUGGCCACUCCAUUAUAGAUAGAAUACCAGCUGACUGCUUCUUCUCCAAAUAGUUCUUGCAUAGUUUGGAGCUGUGCUUUGGGUCAUUGUCCUGUUGUAGGAGGAAAUUGGCUCCAAUCAAGCGCCGUCCACAGGGUAUGGCAUGGCGUUGCAAAAUGGAGUGAUAGCCUUCCUUCUUCAAGAUCCCUUUUACCCUAUACAAAUCUUCCACUUUACCACCACCAAAGCACCCCCAGAUCAUCACAUUGCCUCCACCAUGCUUGACAGAUGGCAUCACGCACUCCUCCAGCAUCUUUUCAUUUGGUUUGCAUCUCACAAAUGUUCUUCUUUGUGAUUCAAACACCUCAAACUUCGAUUCGUCUGUCGAUAACACUUUUUUCCAAUCUUCCUCUGUCCAGUGUCUGUACGAGAUCUUCAGUUUCUUGGCAAUUUCUCGCAUGGAAUAGCCUUCAUUUCUAAGAACAAGAAUAGCCUGAUGAAUUUCAGAAGAAAGCUAUUUGUUUCUGGCCAUUUUGAUCCUGUAAUUGAACCCACAAUUGCUGAUGCUCCAGAUACUCAACUAGUCUCAAAAAGGCCAGUUUUAUUGCUUCUUUAAUCAGCACAAUCGUUUUCAGCUGUGCUAACAUAAUUGCAAACGGGUUUUCUAAUGAUCAAUUAGCCUUUUUAAAAUGAUAAACUUGGAUUAGCAAACACAACGUGCCAUUGGAACACAGGACUGAUGGUUGCUGAUAAUGGGCCUCUGUACGCCUAUGUAGAUAUUCCAUUAAAAAUCAGCCGUUUCCAGCUACAAUAGCCAUUUACAACAUUAACAAUGUCUACACUGUAUUUCUGAUCAAUUUGAUGUUAUUUUAAUGGACAAAAUGUUUCUUUCGAAAACAAGGACAUUUCUAAGUGACCCCAAACUUUUGAACGAUUGACUGACUGACUGACUAAAAGCUACAUAGAGAUAAUGGAACAGAUACUGAGAACAUAAUGAGAAGGGUUGUGUGCUCUGUUUGCAACACAAAUAAACAAGAAGCUAAAAGUAGAAGCUAGCUGGGUGACUUCAAUGUCAUUCUGGACAGAAAUGGACUGUAUGCUGUUAUAAAACAUUCAUACUAUAUAAUGCUCCAGAUAGAGAUGUUUAAUGCUCCAGAUAGAGAUGUUUAAUGCUCCAGAUAGAUGUUUAAUGCCGGCCUAGUAAGUGAUUUGUGUGUGUGUGUUGCAGAGCUGCUGAGGGAAGCCAUGACGCUGACCGAGUGUGAACAGGUGAGUCUGGGCUCAGUAGGGGGUUGUGAAUGUCACUCUUGGACCUCAGCCAUGACCUCCUGGGCUGCUGUUGAUCAAUAUUUACCAAAUAAUAUUCUACAACAAUAUUAACACCCUAGAAUACCAUUAAUUACUUACAGGAUGUAGAUUUUGUGCAGACAAAUCAAAACAUUAUUUGGUCAACUUAGUUCUGUCUUUUAUUUGAAUAAAGCAUACCGGUAAAGCAUACCGCUACUAGAGCAUUAUCCUAGCUAAAUGCCAGAGGUUUGGUGUUGAGUCAUGUUGUUGUUUGUUGUUGUUGUUGUAGUAGUAGUAGUAGUCCCCUGUAGCUCAGUUGGUAGAUCAUGGAGCUUGCAACGCCAGGGUUGUGGGUUCGUUUCCCACGGGGGGCCAGUAUGAAAAUGUAUGCACUCACUAACUGUAAGUCGCUCUGGAUAAGAGCGUCUGCUAAAUGACUUAAAUGUCGUAGUAGUGAGGGGUUGAGUCGUGUCGUAGUAGUGAGGGGUUGAGUCGUGUUGUAGUAGUGAGGGGUUGAGUCGUGUUGUAGUAGUGAGGGGUUGAGUCGUGUUGUAGUAGUGAGGGGUUGAGUCGUGUUGUAGUAGUGAGGGGUUGAGUCGUGUUGUAGUAGUAGUGAGGGGUUGAGUCGUGUUGUAGUAGUAGUGAGGGGUUGAGUCGUGUUGUAGUAGUGAGGGGUUGAGUCGUGUUGUAGUAGUGAGGGGUUGAGUCGUGUUGUGCCUGAGGCCUGUCUGUCUCUGUCUCCUCCAGGCUGGUCUGUCCAUGGCGCUCCAGAGGGACAGCCACGUGAAGCAGCAGCGGCUGAUUGAGGAGAAAUGGAGGAGGACCAGACAGGAGGGCAAGCCCAGUGUCCUCCAGAGCCACCCCUCUACUGACCAGCCCCCUGGCCUCUUGACCAGCGAGCCCCCCCGCCACCCAGAGAGGGAGUACGACACCUGGCUGUACCUCCUGAAGAACAAGGGUGCCCCCCCUCCCCCCAAGCCCUGCCCCGGCAGCAAAACCCACAAGGAUGAUAAGACCCGUCUGGAGGAGCAGCAGACCACCAUCGCCAACCUGCGGCGCCUCCUGGACCGUCUGGCGGGAGAGAACGAGAAGCUGACCCAGGACAACCAGCGCCUGCGUGGGGAGAACAUCCGGCUGAAGAGGGACGCGGCGGACACAGACUUACUGGAGAAGUCAGAGCUGUGGGUUCUGCCUCAGUCAGAGGAGAGGAAGAACAAGGAGAUCCCCAUCCCUACCCUGCCCCCUCUGGAGAUGCCCAGCCAGGACAUCUCUCUGGAUGACCUGCCUGCUCUGGAGCUCCCCGAGGACAUCCAGCACCAACUGCAGGCGCUGCUGGACAGAGACAACAAGCUGUGAUGAGCCAUGCGGACAGACAGACAGACAGAGACCCCAGCCAGCCCAGCACUAACUAACUAAAGGGAGCCUCUCUACAGAGAGACUGUGUCCAGACUAGACUGGACUGGAGGAAAGCUGGCAAAUCUCAAUAAAAGUGUUUGAUUGGUUGGUGGCCUCAGGCACUAGAUAGCAACCACAAGUGGUCACAGUGACAAGUUGGUAAAGGUCAUUUCUCCUAGUCCUGUCAGUCUCCCCGGUGUCUCCCCGGUGUCUCCCCAGUGUCUCCUCAGUGGGUACUACAUCUAGUUCAUAAAAGAAAAACAAACUCUUUGCAGCAAUUGUGCCUUUUGAAAAUGUCUGAAAUGUUUGUGUUAGUUACCAUGUAGUUGAAGGUAAGUCAAAAGGGAGAGACUAUAAUCAGGGAUCUCCCUGCUUUGAUAACAGGUCUCUCUAUCUGGAGGCCCUGACUGGUCGACUGGGAUGACUGACUGACCCUCUGAU
Molecule: messenger RNA, 12353 nt
Organism: Coregonus sp. 'balchen'
Lineage: Eukaryota; Metazoa; Chordata; Actinopteri; Salmoniformes; Salmonidae
Source: the annotation of a GenBank genome assembly